Cavenderia fasciculata is the source of this 1497-nucleotide messenger RNA. RefSeq lists its product as uncharacterized. NCBI's taxonomy places the organism in Eukaryota, Evosea, Eumycetozoa, Acytosteliales, Cavenderiaceae. The coding region runs from base 1 to 1497 and encodes 498 amino acids. The record is from RefSeq and is a predicted model, not a curated record. The transcript has a single exon.
AUGUCAACUCAAACAUCAAAAGCCGCAAUUAUCAAAAAGUACUUAAAAGCCAAGAAGACAAAGACAGCCAAGGGAGCUGUAGCAUACACCACCACAGGAGAUGCACGUGUAGACUUGUUCUAUCACACUGCUCGUGGUAUUAAUAGAGAGCAAUUACGUGAGAUGUUGACAGCCUCGUGGGCCAAGUCACCCCUCGACACACUCAAGAUCAUCUUUUACAACCGUGAUUGUCGUGGUGGCAAGGGAGAGAGAGAGAUCUUCCACCACUCGAUCGUCUGGUUGCACGAACAAUCACCAGAGUCUGUUGCCAAGAACUUUAAGCUCAUUCCACACUUUGGCUCGUGGAAGGACGUCACCAGCUUGAUUGGCACAGGUCUCGAGCCAAAGGCCCUCGAGGUCAUGGCCGCCCAACUCCAAGAGGACGCCAAGAACAUGGCCGACGGAAAGACCGUCUCGUUGUGCGCCAAGUGGGCCCCAUCCGAGCACAAGGCCAACGACACUGCCAGCAAGGCCGCCAAGAAGUUGGCUGUCCUCUUGGCCGUGAACCGCACCAACGCCAAGAAGGAGUACCGUAAGCAAUACCUCAGCCCAUUGCGCAAGCACCUCGCCAUUGUCGAGCGCAACAUGUCCCAGAACGAGUGGGACAAGAUCGAGUACUCCAAGGUACCCUCGCGCGCCAUGAAGUUGUCUCGCAAGGCCUUUGAACGUCACGACGAAGCCGGAUUCAAAAAGUACCAAGAGAGCCUCGUAAAGGGCGAGACCAAGGUCAACGCCAAGCAACUCUUCCCACACGAGAUUGUGCAAGAGUUUAUCUCGCGUCAAGAGGACGACGUCAUCCUCGAAGAGCAAUGGAAGGUGUUGGAGGCCGAGACGGCCAAGUUGGGCAGCCUCGCAGACUGCAUCGUACUCUCUGACGUGUCGGGCUCCAUGUCGGGUACACCCAUGCAAGUGUCUGUCGCCCUCGGUCUGCUCAUCUCGCGUCUCACCGCCGCCCCAUUCAAAGACAUUGUCAUCACCUUCCACGAGACCCCAUCCUUCCACCACGUCCAAGGUAACUCGCUCAAGGAGCGUGUCGCUGACCUCCUCGCCUCUCCAUGGGGUGGAUCGACCAACUUUAACGCCGUAUUCAAAAUGAUCCUCGAGACUGCCCAAAAGAACAACCUUCCAGCCGAGGCCAUGCCAAAGAAGCUCUUUGUCAUUUCGGAUAUGCAGUUUGACGCCGCCGACAACAAGUUCAAGUCAAACCACCAAAACAUGAUCGAUCAAUACAAAAAGGCUGGUUACCCCGUCCCACAAAUGAUCUACUGGAACGUCAAUGGCGCCUACACCACCACCCCCGUCGGCAGUGCCUCCACCCCAGGUGUCGGUCUCGUCUCUGGUUUCUCCCCUUCCAUCUUAAAGGCUAUCAUCCAAAAUGGUAACACUGACAGUCUCAGUCCACUCGCUCUCUUACAACCUGUCCUUGAUGAUGCAAGAUAUGCUGAUCUCCUUGUUUAA